UUUAUUGAGCACCUGCUGCUGCCAGCCGCGGUGCUGGGCGCUGGGGACUCAGCUGAAGGGACGGCAGAGCGGAGUGUCUUUUCUCAUGGAGCCCACCUGUCUGGCAUGGGGAGACACAACCAGGUGAGCUCCAGAGCCAGCGUCAGUGCAGCUGAAGGAGCUGUGGGCAGCCUGGCGGCUCCAGGAGGGCCUACGGGUCAUGGCAGGGAAGGUGAAGUGGGUGACUGACAUCGAGAAGUCAGUGCUGAUCAACAACUUUGAGAAGAGAGGAUGGGUCCAGGUAACGGAAAGCGAGGACUGGAAUUUUUACUGGAUGAGCGUGCAGACCAUCCGGAAUGUGUUCAGCGUGGAGACCGGGUAUCGGCUCUCGGACGACCAGAUCGUCAACCAUUUCCCCAACCACUACGAGCUGACGCGGAAGGACCUGAUGGUGAAGAACAUCAAGAGAUACCGGAAGGAGCUGGAGAAGGAAGGGAGCCCCCUGGCGGAAAAGGACGAGAACGGAAAAUACCUCUAUCUGGACUUCGUCCCGGUCACCUACAUGCUGCCCGCCGACUACAACCUGUUCGUGGAGGAGUUCCGGAAGAGCCCGUCCAGUACGUGGAUCAUGAAGCCGUGCGGCAAGGCCCAGGGCAAGGGCAUCUUCCUCAUCAACAAGCUCUCACAGAUCAAGAAGUGGUCCCGAGACAGCAAGACGACCUCGUUUGUGUCCCAAUCUACGAAAGAAGCCUAUGUCAUCUCGCUCUAUAUCAGCAACCCGCUGCUCAUUGGUGGGAGGAAGUUUGACCUGCGCCUGUAUGUGCUGGUGUCCACCUACCGCCCGCUGCGCUGCUACAUGUACAAGCUUGGGUUCUGCCGGUUCUGCACGGUGAAGUAUACGCCUAGCACCAGCGAGCUAGACAACAUGUUUGUCCAUCUCACCAACGUGGCCAUCCAGAAGCACGGGGAGGACUACAACCACAUCCACGGGGGCAAGUGGACAGUGAGCAACCUGCGCCUCUACCUGGAGAGCACCCGCGGCCGGGAGGUGACCAGCAAGCUCUUCGACGAGAUGCACUGGAUCGUGGUGCAGUCCCUGAAGGCGGUGGCGCCAGUGAUGAACAAUGACAAGCACUGCUUUGAAUGCUACGGCUACGACAUCAUCAUCGACGACAAGCUGAAGCCCUGGCUCAUCGAGGUUAACGCGUCCCCGUCUCUCACCUCCAGCACGGCCAACGACCGAAUCCUUAAGUACAAUCUGAUUAACGACACCCUCAACAUUGCGGUCCCCAACGGCGAGAUCCCAGACUGCAAAUGGAACAAGUCACCCCCGAAGGAGGUGCUCGGCAAUUACGAAAUUCUGUACGACGAGGAGCUGGCCCAGGGGGAUGGUGCCGAUAGGGAGCUCAGAAGUCGCGCAGGCCAGACGCCAGGGCCCAAAGGGGGCCGCUCACGAGACACCGGGAGGGCUGGCCUCACCACCUGGAAGUGACCUCCGGGAGUGACCACCUGGAAGCGACAUCCGGAAGUAGCCAGCCAGAAGUGACUGGCUGGGGCAAGCCGGCCCGGCCUGGGCUCUCCCUGCCGCGUCCUGCGGAGGCCGCCCCUUUAUCCAGUGCUCCCCCACUCCGGGCUGUGUGAACCAUAAAAUCACUGUGUUUGGAAGGCCAAGGAGUGUUAUUUCAUCAGGACUGAAAGGACAGACUGAAGCAGAUCCGCUGGGUGUGGUGGCGCACUCCUCUGAUCCCACCACGAGGAAGGCUGGGGCAGGAAGGAGGGUGGA
Octodon degus (degu) is the source of this 1762-nucleotide messenger RNA. RefSeq names its product tubulin tyrosine ligase like 1 (gene Ttll1). Gene Ontology annotation, cellular component: cilium. NCBI's taxonomy places the organism in Eukaryota, Metazoa, Chordata, Mammalia, Rodentia, Octodontidae. The coding region runs from base 200 to 1471 and encodes 423 amino acids. The record is from RefSeq and is a predicted model, not a curated record. The transcript is spliced from 11 exons. Gene Ontology annotation, molecular function: tubulin-glutamic acid ligase activity; tubulin binding. Gene Ontology annotation, biological process: microtubule cytoskeleton organization; protein polyglutamylation.